Molecule: messenger RNA, 1413 nt
Organism: Strongylocentrotus purpuratus (purple sea urchin)
Lineage: Eukaryota; Metazoa; Echinodermata; Echinoidea; Camarodonta; Strongylocentrotidae
Exons: 8
Coding region: 40-1413 (457 amino acids)
Molecular function (GO): signaling receptor binding; endopeptidase activity
Source: RefSeq, a predicted model, not a curated record
AAGAAAGAGAUUCUCAUGUAGGGGAAUGUUUAUCUGUUUAUGCAGGUCAGAGUUUGUUUCUUCCUUAAUCUUGAUUUUGUAUGGUUGAUUGCAGGUCAGUUGGACUGCUUUAAUCGUCGGACCUGGUCUUACUAUGGGACUCGGGACUGGUCUUGCAUUCUUACAGACAGCAAACUUGAUUGUAAAUACUGUGAAAACUGGACCUCCAUCGUUGGAAACUGGAGCAACGCACCUGAGCUGAUUGAUAGAUACGAAUUGGAGGACAACCAUUGCCGAGUAGCGGGAAACUGGACAGCACCAUGGUGUUACGUAAUAAACAGAAAUGGAGAAGUAACACCAGGUUUUUGCCAGAUACAACCAUGUGCAGUCCACGCUGGCUGCAUUAAUGGUACUGGUGAAGAUUACCGUGGCUAUGGAAAACACACCGAGUCGGGCUAUCUUUGUUUGAAUUGGGACACCGUGACAGACACCACUUUCUAUCCUCGAUCAGGGUUGGAUAAGAAUUUUUGCCGCAACCCAGACGGACGGGAUAGGCCAUGGUGUUAUUACCAGAGUCCAGAGAGCAGCGAAAUCCUGUCAGAUUUCUGUCAGAUAGACGAGUGUACAACUGACGCGCUCUCAAACUUUCACCAGACGAUCUUCACGCGUUUCAUAUCUUACGAUGAUCGCGUCAUAGAAGACGCCAAUAUGACGUCAGAGGAGUGCGCCCUCCAGUGCCUCCAUGAGGAAUCGUUCUCGUGUCUUUCUUUCAAGUUUCGGGAUGUGCAUACUUACAACGACCGGAAAUGUACCUUAUCAUCCCAGAGCGUAUACACUCUAGACCUAGCCAGAAAUUUGACCAACCCUGACCUUUAUUCGCUGGAUAAUGACAUGUUCACGCGAAUAGAUAAAAUAUGUGAUGCUUUCAAACCAGAUUACGUGCAGCUUAAAGCCGAUUGUCCGUUGCCUCUAGAUACCUUGCUGAAUAAUGGAAGAAUUAAUGCAAGCUUCUCUGCAUCCAGUUAUAUGGACGGUUACGAACCAGAUCAAACCGGUCUCGAAAGCACCAAAUCCUGGAUUCCCAUUACUAACACGGCCGGAGAAUGGUGGCAGGUGUGUUACAGCGAGCGCGUCCGCAUCACUGGUCUCGUUACCCGUGGCAACAAGAAGAUGGUGGAUGGAGAGGGAUGCUGGGUUAACUCAUUUAAAGUGGACUACAGCUUAGACGGGGAGUAUUGGUGGAAUCUUGUCAAUUAUGAAAUAGACGCAAGUCAUUUUUCAUUAUUUCAGUUUCAUAUAAAAAAAAAAGUCAUUAAAUGGGACUGGCAGAAGGAUUUGAAGAGAUGGACACUUUCUAGCAAUCAAGCUAUUCGCUUAAGCAUUUUUCAUUGUCAAUUCGCUGUCAUGACGUUGUUGGCAAAGGAGAAAAAAUAA